Molecule: messenger RNA, 2874 nt
Organism: Klebsormidium nitens
Lineage: Eukaryota; Viridiplantae; Streptophyta; Klebsormidiophyceae; Klebsormidiales; Klebsormidiaceae
Source: the annotation of a GenBank genome assembly
GCAUGAGCCAGGGCUGAGCUAGGGACUCGGUCUUGGACUUCGUCUCUGCCCAGUCUCUGGCGCUGCCGUUUGACCAGCUGCCAUGGUGAGCCCAGCUGUCGACAUUAAACGUGGGGCAUCUUCUCCUGCCAGUGCUGGGGCUACACAAGCCUUGUCAAACGUUCAGGAAGAUAUCUAGAGGCGAAGAAGAAGGGACUAUCAGCCCAUUGAGUGCUAGAGAGUGAGAAGCUGCGAGAGAGUGAGAAGUUGCGGAAGAAAUCAAUCAGCAGCUGCGGCUCGCAUUUGGGGUAACCUUUGGAAAGGAGCUCAACCCUUGAUGGCGGGUGUAGUUCCAGGACUGUCUCCGAUGGAAGUGGACGCCGUGCCAAAUGGUGCUCCAGCUCCUUCGAACGGGCACUACGACUCAGACGAUGACGACGCACCCCUGGUCUUUAAGAGGCACACCCCCGCAUCACCUCAGUUGCUGAAACCACCCGUACAGAAUGUGCCUCAAAUAGCCUCCGGCGGCCAUGUAUCCGCACAAUCGGGGGUGACUGGAGUUUCCGCGUCGAAGGAGGAAUCGGACAGCGACGACGACGUGCCUCUGGUGCAACGGCGGGAGAUUCUCCAGGAGGCAGAGCACAAGCCCUCUCCAAUAGCAGUCCAGAAGAAACCUGCCCUGCCAGCCAAGGAGAAACAACUAGGGGGAGAGAAGAACGUGGUGAAGAAGCGGCCUGCAGACGCGCAGAAGACGCAGGCGCCGCCGUCAAAGAAGGCGAAGCCGGAGCCAAGAGCCAGCAGCAGCGAUGAGGACGAUGAUCGGCCACUGUCCGCUGUGAAAGCCUCUGUGAAGAAGACGAGUGCAAAGGUAGAGGGGAAGAAGAAGGUCAAGGUGGAGCAGGUGAAGAAGCCGGUUAAGAAGGAGGCGCCAGCGAAGGCGAAGGCGCCAGAGAGGAAGAAAGCACCCAAGGAUGGAGACGAGAACGGGACCGUGAAGUGGACCACUUUGGAGCACAACGGGGUCAUUUUCCCGCCACCAUACCAGCCACAUGGGGUGAAGAUGCUGUACGAUGGGAAGCCUGUCCAGUUGACACCGGAGCAGGAGGAGGUGGCGACCUUCUUUGCGGUGAUGAAGGACACUGACUGGGCCCAGAAGAAGACGUUCGUCACCAACUUCUGGCACGACUGGUCGAAGCUGCUGGGAAAGAAGCACGUCAUUCAGAAGCUCGGUCCGUGCGACUUCACGCCUAUCUAUGAGUGGCACCUUCAGGAGAAGGAGAGGAAGAAGAGCAUGACGUCCGAGGAGAAGAAGCGGUUGAAGGAGGAGAAGCUGAAAGCCGAGGAGAAGUACAUGUUUGCGCUAGUCGAUGGGGUAAAGGAGCAGGUGGGAAACUUCAGGGUGGAGCCCCCAGGUCUUUUCCGGGGCCGGGGGGAGCAUCCAAAGAUGGGCAAGGUUAAGAAAAGGAUAGUGCCUGAGGACAUCACCCUCAACAUCGGGAAGGACGCGCCCAUCCCGGAGUGUCCAGUUCCAGGGCACAAGUGGGGCGAGAUCCGGCACGACCCCACAGUGACGUGGCUGGCGUUCUGGCACGACCCCAUCAGCCCCAAGGACUUCAAGUACGUGUUCUUGGCACCAAGCAGCAGCUGGAAGGGGCAGAGCGACAUGGAGAAGUACGAGAAGGCGCGCAAGCUCAAGGAUUACAUCGGGGCUAUCCGGGACCAGUACAACCGCGACCUCACUUCCAAGAACACCGAGAACAAGCAGAUUGCCGUGGCGGUCUACCUGAUCGACGUUCUCGCCCUGAGAGCAGGAAACGAAAAAGACGAAGACGAGGCCGACACUGUGGGCUGCUGCUCGCUCAAGAUCCAGCAUGUGAAGCAGAUUCCUCCCACAUCGCUCGAGUUCGACUUCCUGGGGAAGGACUCGAUUCGGUACUUCAACACGGUGCAAGUGAACCACUUGGUCUACGAGGCCAUCGGCUCAUUCAAGAAAGGCAAAAAGUUCGACGACGACCUGUUCGACACCCUGAACACGACCAAGGUGAACACGCACCUCAAGGGGCUGAUGCCCGGCCUUACUGCCAAGGUGUUCCGUACCUACAACGCGUCCUACACGCUGGACAAGCUGCUGGUGGACACUGACGGCACCACGGUGCUGGAGAAAAUUGCGAGCUACCAAAAGGCCAACAAGGAGGUGGCCAUUCUGUGCAACCAUCAGCGGAGCGUGUCCAAGGCGCACGAGGGCCAGAUGGAGAAGCUGAGCCUGAAGCUCAAGGAGGCGGAGGAGGAGCUGGGCUUCCUCAAGGAGGACCUCGCGCGCGCCAGGAAAGGGAAACCGCCCAAGAAGCGGCCGGGGGAGGACAAGGAGAAGAAAGUGCAGCAGCCGGACGCGGUGCAACGGCAAAUAGAGAAAAAGGAGCUCCAGCUGCGCAAGAUUGCGCACGAGAUGGCGCAGAAGGACGACCUCAAGACAGUCGCCUUGGGCACGUCCAAGAUCAAUUAUAUGGACCCGCGGAUCAGUGUUGCCUGGUGCAAAAAGCACGAAGUGCCUAUCGAAAAGAUCUUUAACAAGUCCUUGCUCAACAAAUUUACAUGGGCGCUCGAGGUAGAACCAGAGUAUCGAUUCUGAGUUGAGAGUCGACGCCCUGCCCUGGAGCCGCCGAAACGGAUGAGUUAGUGGUGACAACUUGAUUCUAGUGGAGAUUAUGCAGGCAGGAAAACCUUUAGCUAACAUUAAGCUGAGACCUCAUCCUCCGACAUCUCAUGAUUCCCGUGAACUCAUGGCUUGCAUCAGAUUGGGCUUGCACCUCACCCCAAGAAGUUACUGUCGUCUUUACCUUCCAAAGUUCGUGGAGGAUGCGUCUACCGCCAUCAUUACGGCAGUGCCACAGACAG